UGUCAUAUUCUCGGUAGGAGAAGAUCACGAAAGGGCAACCCAGAGGUGGUUUGCGCCUUUUCACUGGGUAAGAACAAGGAGAAGUGGAAGAAGAAGAUCUCACCUUGCUCGGGCUGCAGGGUUCCACCGGCGGUGCUACGAGUCGCAUUCUCUGCACUUCUCGUUCGUGACGUCGGCUCGUUCUUUAGCUAUACACUGUCGCUGCUUCUGGCGUUCCGUCUCAGGCUGACUGCGACACAAGCAUGGCGACACUCGGCGAAGGAAAAGCCGGCCCGUCAUCGGCUGGAGGCACGUGGCAUCCGUCGGCGCCUGCGACUCAUGUGUCUAAGCAAAACAAGGACAAGAAGUCUGGGCAUCGUCAUCGAAGUAACCACCACAGGGACGAAGGAAGCCAAGACAGCAGCUCCAAGAUCGUACAGGAUAAAUUGGAGGGGAGUGAUACCAGCAAGCAAUCGGUCGCCUCGUUCCGCGGUGGUCGCAGGAGGAAGAGCUAUGCCCUCGACGCCGACUUAAGCAGGCUCUCAAAAAGAAGCGUCGACUGCGAGAACGCGGUUCGAGUGACGCACGUGCUGGAGCGGUCACGCCGCACCCACAAGUCCCCGCGCGUCGGCUUUGUGCUGCUGCUGUUCUUCGCGCUGCUCUUCGUGGCGCUCUUCCUGCUCGCGCUGUUCGUGAAGAAGCAAGAAGGCCGCGAGCCGACGAGCACGUGCAGCAGUCGGGCGUGCUUCCACCACGGCCAGGUGCUGCGCGACGCGCUCAACCUGUCCGCCGACCCAUGCGACGACUUCCACGCAUUCGUCUGCGGCUCCUGGGAGCGCCGGCUCAACGAAGGGCCCGCCAGCGCCGCGCCCGCGUACCAGGACCGCCUGAUGGUGGCAUUCGCAGAAAGGGCAAUCGACGAACUACAGUCGAACCUGGUGAAGCUCGAAGGAUCCGCUUCAGAAGAUGCGAACCAAACUAUGCAUCUGGCCGCGCGAUUCUUCAGGAGUUGCACCAGGUCCGAUGACAGCGAAAGCGCCGUCUCCGCGAGCUCCACCACCUCCAAGAUGAAGCUUCAGCUAUUCAGGGAGCUGCGCAUGAGGAUGCGGCUUCCGUGGCCCGAACUCACACCUCCCACGACCAUCGAGCCGCUGGACGUCAUGCUCGACUUGGCCAUCAACUGGAACGAGAACUUCCUCUUCGACGCCCAGCUCGUGAACGUGAGUGGUCGGCCCGUAACGCUGUUUCUGAGUCGCGGGAAGCCUCUGACCGGCUGGGUGCACUACGAAGAGCCCGCCAACUACGAGGGUCACGUCCAAGACUACGUAGGGUACAUGGGUCUGAGCGAGGCUGCCGGUGGCAACGAAGCCCACCCGCACCUCCUCAGGAAUUUGACUCGCGAUAUGCUCAAUGUCAAGAGAGACGGCGCGAAGGGCGAGGCAAGCCAAACUUGGUUCCGGCUAGACCUGUUCGACAAUCCGACGCCGUGGGUUGAUGCCGGCGUCUGGCUCAGCUUGCUCAACAAACAUUUCUCUCCAGACCUGAGUUGGUCCUCCGACCAUUUGGUCGUGGUAGAAGACGCCGGGCUCGUUCGAGGCAUCCAAAAGCUGUUGAAGAAGUACAGCAAGAGGCAGUUCUUGAUCGGCUUGUCGUGGCUGUUUGUACAGACGCACCUGUGGGCUAUCCUCGACCUUCCGCAACUGAGGUUCCACAGCGGCGCGAGCGACGACCUCACCUUGUUCGCGACGUUGAAGAACUACAGCUGCCUCGAGUACGUCCAGUCUCGGCUCGGAUCACUGCUUCCUUUCGGCGAGACAAUCAACAGCCUGCCGUCGAAUUCGCCGGAAUUGUUCGAGGUAGUCGUCAAGUCGGCGACCUCGCUCCUCGACCAGCUUGCAUGGAUCGGGAACGCUCGACACGCCGCGCUGCAAAAGACCAAGUACAUGACGAGCAGUUCUCUCCCGCGGCCGGCCUUCUUCGACUUGGAGAGGCGCGAGCAGCUGUUCGACACGUUCCCGCGUAUGGGCGCCGACUUCACCGUCAACUUCGUCCACGCCUCGCACUGGUACCAGGCGACGCGCAAGCAUCGGAACCGCCUGGGCUUGUACGGUCUACGCACAUCGGCUGGCUACGCGCGCCCUUUCUACGUCUACGCCCUCAACAGCGUACGCUUCCCGAUGACCAUGUUGCAGCCGCCGCUCUACUACAAUUUGAGCGACAUGGUCGUGCUCAACGCCGGCGCGGGCUCCGUCCUGGCGCGCGAGGUUGCCCGCGCGUUCGACCGCAAGGGCGUCGCGCUGGACGAAGAAGGGCGCGGCGCGCUGUGGUGGGGGCCGAACCGGUCGCGCGACUACCGCGAACGCCUCGCGUGCGACAUGAACGCCAGCGAGUGCUGCUCGUUCAUGCAGCUGUUUCCCUCGGUGCCGGGACUCGAGAUUGCCUACCACGCGUUCGAGUUGUACGCCGAGCACGACCAGAGACUGCCCGGUCUCGAGAAGGUCACCCACGACCAGCUGUUUUUCAUCAACUACUGCUACGUUCAGUGUGCCGGCAGCCGAGCCAACUACGGGGACAGUUGCAACGUGCCGCUCAGGAACUUUGCACCCUUCGGGAAGGCAUUCAAGUGCAGCGCCGGUUCGCGAAUGAGCCCGCGGCCAGCGCAUCCCGCUGGUGGCCGCAACCAGGAGCCGCAGUCAACGGCGAGGACCAACAAGCCGCGCGCCGGCGGUCCGGGAAUCAUGACCAACAACAACAACGGCAACAACGGCAAUGGCAAAUGCAACCAGGACGACAAAGACAACGAUGAGAAGCAACAGAAGACGAAGUAG
Messenger RNA from Dermacentor andersoni, 2807 nucleotides. Its product is annotated as neprilysin-1-like. Gene Ontology annotation, cellular component: plasma membrane. NCBI's taxonomy places the organism in Eukaryota, Metazoa, Arthropoda, Arachnida, Ixodida, Ixodidae. The record is from RefSeq and is a predicted model, not a curated record. Gene Ontology annotation, molecular function: metalloendopeptidase activity. Gene Ontology annotation, biological process: protein processing.